Molecule: messenger RNA, 4004 nt
Organism: Monomorium pharaonis (pharaoh ant)
Lineage: Eukaryota; Metazoa; Arthropoda; Insecta; Hymenoptera; Formicidae
Product: protein ANTAGONIST OF LIKE HETEROCHROMATIN PROTEIN 1-like
Exons: 2
Coding region: 1720-2751 (343 amino acids)
Source: RefSeq, a predicted model, not a curated record
UCCAUUACGGGAUGGCUUCCGAUUACAUUACACCCUGUAUACUAUCACUCUAAAGUCUAGAAUAGUAUACUACGACAUGUACGACUUACGUUUUUCGCUGCCUUACUCUGCCUUUCUCUGUCCUGGAGAUGCGGCAGCAUACGUAAUAUACGCGAUUUUAUUAAUUACGCGACGUGCGACAUGUGUGACGUGCAACGUCCGACCAUGGGCGGCAUGGGCGCAGCCAUGUCUAUGCCGUUGAAAUAUGGCCGUACCUGGUACCCUGCGCAGAACUAUCCCAAAUUCGUCUCAAGAACGAGCAUAUCUUACAUUCUUCCACCAUGUAUUUAUGUAGCACAUGAAUCACUUUAUUCCCCCAUCGGGGGAUUCAGUUGUCCUCCCAUGGAUUUAUAUUAAUUAACACGGAUUAAAUAAACGGAGCGAUAUUACAAGUAAAGUAAAUGAUGUUAUAAAUAAUGUGUUACUCUUUUCUUUGGUUAAAUAUACUAAUUUAAUAAUCAAAUUUAAUAAUUGAUUGAAUUUAGCUUCAGUACAAAUGCAUGUUAAUGAAUUGAAUAACUCAUUGUUAAUAUUGUUAAACAUUAAAAAAUAAAACUUAUAAGGCUUGGUCAAAAUUUUAGAAAUCUCUACCCAAGAGUUCUCUUUUUUUAUUACAUUUUAAUAAUCUUUACAGCUGCUGCCGUAUAGAUGUAGAUAUUCUUUCAUAAUAUUUAUUAGCAAAUUAUCAAAAUUUCUAUCUUCGUUCUGCAACAUCACUUCAAAAUGGUUUUCAUUUUCUUUAUUUUGGAACAUGUUUAUGUUAUUAUGAGGGAGCGCCCCGAUUGACCACGUUGCAAUUGGCCACAACCAUUUGCAGCAAUGAAUGCUUAGAGUUUUUCCAUUGGACCGCUAAUUAGAAAAGCGGUGGUCAAUUAGGAUGUGGUCAAUCGGAGCGCUCCCAAUUUUAUGUGCUUCCACCUUAAGGGCCAUCACACACAAAAUGACAUGAGCUGCACAAGCAUAGCAUAAUGCUAAGACUCCAUAUAUGCGGUGAUCUCCGGCAAACGCAUGCGGAAGGUGACUCCAUAUACGCGGUAGGUUUCACUCAAGUACGCGCGCGGUAGAGUCUAGCGCUACGCUACGUACGGAAAUCAAAGUCAUUGAAGAUGCAAAUGUUUUCACAAUAUAUCGUGGUGUACAUAAACACGAUUGUAUAACGUAACGAUUGUAUAACUUAAAAUAAACGAAUCUUUUUUAAACAAUAUUUUUCCUUUUUGAAGUGUGUAAUUCUUUAUUAUUGUCAUUAAUGUCUUAAUUUUAAUAGAUAAACGUGUAAUAUUACUAAUAAUUUAUUAUAUUUUAUUUAAUAUAGAAUUGUUGAAAAAAAAAUAAAAUGAAUUGCAAUGAAGCUCUUGGGAGUGUCCCAGAUGCGCACAGUAACAAACGGACACCACCAAUCAGAUUACUGAGUUGGUUAAGGUUAGGAUGAAUUUAUAGAAUUUGAUUGGUGGUGUCCGUUUGUUACUGUGCGCAUUUGGGACUCACUCAAGCUCUUGCCUUGCUAUUGUGGCAAAAAAAAGACGAAGACGACGACAGGAACAAGAAAGGCAACAAAUUAAUAAGAGAAGAGCUCGAUGAUGGGUUCAUCCUAUAAUAGAGCAACGAUAUCUUAAAGGUGCUUACAAUAACCUUGUGCUGGAACUUCGAUGUGACCUAGAGCGUUUUUUCAAUUUCCAUCGCAUGUCACCUCUUCAAUUUGAUCAGUUAUUAACAAUGAUAGAACUUAUUAUUACAAAAGUACACAUUACAAGGGAACCGUUGCAUCCAGCACUACGAUUAUCAUUAACGUUGCGAUACCUUGCAUCUGGAGAUAGUAUGGCAAGUCUACAUUAUCUUUACCGCGUAGGUAAAUCUACUGUGCCAAAAAUAAUUGCGGAAACAACGGAAGCGAUUUGGCUGACACUACAGCCUCAAGUACUUCCUUCACCAACUGUAGAAACAUGGGCUAAAAUCGCAGAAGAUUUCGAAAAUAAGUGGAAUUUUCCAAAUUGCAUCGGAGCAAUUGAUGGAAAACAUGUUACUACACAAUGUUUCAUAAAUACAGGAUCAGCUUUUUACAAUUACAAAGGCACAUACAACACUAUUUUAAUGGGAGUUUGUGAUGCUCAUCUUCGCUUUACAUAUGUUAGCGUCGGUUCUGCUGGUAGAGAAAGUGACGAAGGAAUUUUUCAAAAUCUAGAUUUUGGAAAAUGCAUGGAAACAGAAACACUGCCAUUGCCUCCACCUAAAGCCUUACCGGAUACAGAUACUUACCUUCCUGCAGUAUUUGUAAGUGAUGCAGCGUUCCCAUUAUUGAAGAAUUUGAUGCGACCAUAUUCUGGUGCUAACUUGAGUCCAGAAAAAAUUAUUUUUAAUUAUUGCUUGAGCAGAGCAAGGCGCGUAAUAAAAAAUGCAUUUGGAGUAUUGUCAGCUAGGUGGAGAAUAUUUCAACGACCAAUUGUUGCAUCCCUUUCAACUGUAGAUCGUAUAGUUAAAAGUUGUGUGGUGCUGCACAAUUGGCUUCGAGAUGCGGAUCUAAAGGUUUUACCUGGUCAGAGAAGAUAUAUUCCAGUAGGAUUUAUAGAUGUAGAAGAUCGCUAUGGAAAUAUAGAAAUUGAUCAAUGCGAUGCGAAGAACCACCUGGUGCACUUCGAGGUUUUGCACCAAAUGUAUCCAGAAACUCUGCAAAUGACGCCAAAAGAAUUCGAAAUAUCUACACAGACUAUUUUAUGAAGAAAGGUCAUGUACAUUGGCAGUGGAAUAAGCUACCUGACUUUCAACGGGAAGCGUAUAUGCAACAGGUAGAAGGUUGGCGGAUUUGAUUUUGUUGAGAAUGGCUACCAGAAUAGCUCUCAGAACGAGGGGAAAUGCUCGGAGUACGAGAUGGAGGUCUUGGAGGACAAAGCGAGGCACCAGAAUCGCUCACAGAAUGAGACGAAAUGUUCGAAGUUCAAGACGGAGGUCUUGGAAGACAAGGCGAAGUACUAUUAGGACGAGGCGAGAUACUAUUAGGACGAGGCGAAGCACUAUUAGAAGGACGAGACAGCAUACUUAACGGACGUGGUGAACAGAAUUCUAUUUGUUCUGUCUACCUCAUAUUAGUAUCCCACAUAUUGUCUACUGUAAAAUAAUAUAAUGAAAUUUUAAAAAGUAUAAUAAAAUUUUAGUUAAAGUACGUAUUACAUAGAGAAAAUUUCUAUGUAGAAAAUAUUUUAUGCGUAUCAUAGUUUCAAACCAGACUUUUGUAUAGCUUGACUUUAAACUAUGAUACAUGUAAAGUAAAUUAUGUAUAAGGAAUUUUUCUCUUUCUAUAAAGAGUUAUUUACAUAAAUAUUUUUUACCAUGAAAUUCUUGUGUAUUAUACGCAUUACGCACAUAUUCUUCUGUUUCAAAUGUCUCUGAUGGUGAUGGCGUGUCAACGGAUAAGGAACGUACAGGUUCAAUACCAAAACUUAGGAAAUUUGUUACAGUUCUAAUUGAGAAUUUAUAAAACAGAAAUUAUUAGUUUAUAUAAAAGUAUACUGUUUUUAAAAAAGAAAAAUUGACGAUUACAAUCAUGAUUCAAAUAAUAAUGAAACUAACAUGAUUUUGCUAUUCUAUCAACUACACCAAAAUUAUAAUAAUUUUACAUUUGAAGAAAGUAAAGCUUACUUGCGAGGUUCCACUACAUCCGAUAAAAAAUUUAAGUGUGUCAUAAGUGGCCACGGGGAAAAAUGAACAGCUGUUUGUCCACUUUUUGUUAUGGAUUUCUUUUUCUCCUUUAUAUACCAAUCUCGAAGAUUUCUCCAUCGGUUCUUUACAAACUCUUCUGUUUAAAUUUAUCAUAAUUUUAUAAUUGUUAAUACUAUAAAUUUUUUUAUAUCUAAGAACAUAUUUAUAAAUUAUUUUAAUUUUAGAAGUAAUUUCAUUUUGUUUUGAUAAAUAUUGGCAUUCGUUCAAGAAUGUGGCUUAUGAUGUUAAACAAUCAUCAAUUAUAAUAAAAACUC